This is a messenger RNA of Osmerus eperlanus (European smelt), 665 nucleotides long. Its product is annotated as corticoliberin-like. Gene Ontology annotation, molecular function: hormone activity. The coding region runs from base 165 to 665 and encodes 166 amino acids. Lineage: Eukaryota; Metazoa; Chordata; Actinopteri; Osmeriformes; Osmeridae. The record is from RefSeq and is a predicted model, not a curated record. Gene Ontology annotation, cellular component: extracellular region. The transcript is spliced from 2 exons.
GUCUGUUCGCGAUGCUUUUUUGGAGACGGACAGUUGCAGGUUCAUUGAGAAGCGAAGAGUGAGACGCGAGAAGUGUAAGAGGACAUCCUUUUCAGGAACAAAAAGCAACAUCAAAGUGGUAUUAACUACUUCAGAAAACCUCAGAUUCUUCCUAAUUUCCUGAGAUGAAGUUUAAUGUCUUCAUUUCCGCGGUGGCUCUACUUAGUGCCUUCCAACCACGAUAUGAAUGUAGAGCCAUUGAAACUCGAGGAGCUGUGCAUCCAUCGAAGACUCUUGAAACUGAGCUCCAACAGCUAUCUCUUCCCAUUAUCCUGCGAUUAGGAGAGGAAUACUUCAUGCGGCUUGACAAGGCAAACCAAAAUGCAUCGCCUUCCGAUUCCAAAGCAUUCGCCGGAGCACCCUCAAAGAUGGUAAACAGGGCUCUUCAACUUCAACUCACUCAGCAACUUCUUCAAGGUAAAGUUGAUAGUAUCGAUCGGUUCGUAAGUAGCUACGAUAACCAGGUGGAUGAUUCAAAGGAAAAGGGAAAGCGGUCUGAAGAGCCUCCUAUUUCGUUGGAUCUGACGUUCCAUCUUCUGCGAGAAGUUUUAGAAAUGGCUCGGGCGGAGCAAAUUGCCCAGCAGGCAAAUAGUAACAGAAGGAUGAUGGACAUCUUUGGAAAAUGA